AUGGUCUGGCCGCAUAUCACCGCAAGCUUGCAGAGUGUCUCAUACAGAGCCUUUGCCACCAAAGAUUCAACUUCAUAUCCUGGACCACUGCUUGUCACUCUCAAAUUUAAUCCAAGACCAGAGGUUGCCUUGCUUGCAGCUGCAUUUGAUGAUGGGGAUUUGGUCGUGUUUGAUCCUUAUACUCAGAUCACACGUGCGAGCAUUCGGGAGUCAGUUGCAAAGAUGCAGGGAAGCAACGAUGCCGGAAGAAUAACCCUGUUUGCGUUCGAAACACUCCAGCGCCUUUAUUGCGUGGAUUCAUAUGAGAUGGCUGUUAGGAACUUCGCUUUCGGCAGCAAUAGUGAGAGUCUUCUGGAAGUGAGGGGUGAUCACUGCAAGAUAUGGCAGCCUCCGAUCCUAUCGCAAAAUGUCGCCUCGAAUGAUAUGACUAGCAGUUUGAUUGACGAGGAUCGGUCUGUUACAGCUCCUGUGGUGGCUCUGGAACGUCUAUGA
This is a messenger RNA of Fonsecaea nubica, 492 nucleotides long. RefSeq lists its product as hypothetical. The record is from RefSeq and is a predicted model, not a curated record. The transcript has a single exon. Bases 1 to 492 code for a protein of 163 amino acids. NCBI's taxonomy places the organism in Eukaryota, Fungi, Ascomycota, Eurotiomycetes, Chaetothyriales, Herpotrichiellaceae.